UGGCGCGCGCCCAGAUCGCUUGCCGGGUGCAUUGUUGAAGGCCAGAUACCUGUAGCGGUCAGCCUUUGUAGUCAGACCUAUCUGCCGCGUGCCGAGCCCAUGGCCUGCUAUCAGCGAUGCAUCGCGUGUCGGCAACGAUGAACGGAGCCACAAAGGCCCCCGGCGACCAUAUCCGUCGUCCGUCACCUUCCAAUCGGUCGUCGUCACUAUCGCACGGGAGGUGGGAGAGCGAACCUCCUGCAGGUCCGAGCGCAAGCAAUACAGCGGUCGCUUCGGAUACUGCAGAUGGCUCUGGGAGGCAAGUUACGCAGCAGAUCGAGGAGGCUGGGAAGACGGAGUCGACUGCCUCAUACGCAUUUGACUUCGCAAAUCCCAUUUCGGCAGUCACAGACGCGGAUCAGGCCAACCUCAAGUUCGACUCAUUCGAGCUCGCGUCCCCUUCUGUCUCCCGGCCUCGCCGAGCAACCCCAUCGUCAAAAGCGACAUCAGUCGCGCAUUCCUUCCCAUCACUCUUUCGACAGACCAGCUCUCCAGACUUGGGUUCGUUGAUCAAUUUCCAAAGAAGUGGUGAAUCAAAGGCGAAGCCCGCAGACCCGGGCUAUCCGCUCCUCUUUGGAAAUCGCGCUGCCCUGCAAGAGGAAGCAGCUUUCGCUGCGGGCAGUCCACGAAGUGCUGGCGGGAACGCAAGGGCGCACCGAAAGGCUGCAUCGUCUUCCUCCAUCGCGCUAGGGCAACCGCUUCAAGCAAGCACAGAAAUACCUGCCUCAGCGCCUUCGAGCGACCUGUUCCCGAAUAGGCCCCCGCGUCUCACCGGUCAAAAUAGCGAAGAUAACAUGCGCUCGCUGACCCACAGGCAGGAACUCCCACGUAAGCCGACCCAUACCAUGCUGGCAUCACACUCGCCGCAGCACGGACCCCAGCCACUUUCACCUACCAGUCAGUCACCCAAUGCUGUUAUAGGCCGAGGCAGCAUAAAAAGCUCAAAAUCACGCCACAGUCUUCUACCAGGCUUUUUCCGCGGCUCUUCCCCAAGUUUAAAGGGCAAAGAUGCGGCUCUUCCGGCUUCCUUGCCAUCCUCACCAUCACAUUCUCGAGAGGGCAGCCCUGCACCGGCUUUUAAGAGCCUCGCCGAGACCGGAGAGAAGUUGGCGACUGGGGGUCCUCUCGCAGGAAAGCGGCGCAUCAUUUCAGACGAUGACUUUGCAUCACCGGAUACCCUCAUCGAACCAGAUGGCCUGCCGCUGGCUUCCGAGCGCUGGCGCAACGGCAGCAUCUUGCACUCUGGGUUGGGCGUGAAGCUGGCAUCUCACGAUGCUCCAAUGGAUGAGGCCAAAGGGGUGAGCGUAGGUCAGCAGGACGCGCCACCCGCACCGACACCCCCUGCCGCGCUGUCUUUCUCAUCUCGCAAUGCGUCAGGAGUCAGCAUCAACGAAUCCAACAUAUCAGAAGGCAGACCUGAAACCCGUGCAUCAGCCAGCAUCUCGCAAAACGCCUCGAGCCAGUCCGAUCCGGCAACCUUCACAAAGUCGCAGGCCGCCCAUUCGGCUGGCAUCUCCGUACGAGAUCUGCGUCCGAAGAGCUAUCAAGGUCUGCAGUCGAACGAUGAGACGCUCGUUCGAACAACGCAGCAGUCGUCCUCUUACAACUCUUUCCAGGGCUCGCCGCUCACGACUCCAAAGCGCAUGCGUCCACGACCCGCGUCGCUCAUUGCAAGCCCGUCGAUGCCGAAUGUAGCAGGCCAAGCCAGUCGUCGUGUGCACGAUGAGGACGACAAAAAGCUCGAUGAUGCGCCAAGGCGACGCGGCAAGCAGCGUAUGUCCAUGCUGGAAUUCUUGCGCACUGACACGGUCACAGGCAGCGGCAAUGGCCUAAGUGCGCUGGAUCGCUCGGGCUCAUUCAGUGCCCCCAUCGCAUCUACUUCCUUUUCUCCGUUCGCAUCCUCCCAGCCCGCUGCUCGGCUCGAAGGUGGUCGCGCAACGAGGGACGCCUAUGAUGCUGCACCACGUAGCGCAGGACCGGCGAUCAUGUUCAACAGCAGCAGUGGCCCGGAGACAAUUUCAGCGACCAAGGCCGGCAAGCAGCGGCAGACGGGCUCCAGCUGGUCGGGUGCAGCCGGCGAGGCGCGGCCGUCACCCGCGGCUGGCGCUGCAAACACAUGGACUGUUCACGUGGCGCUUAAGCCCAUGACGGACUCAGUCACGAUGUUCGGUACCAGUCAGACAACGUCCAAAUACUCCCUCUCUGGCUCGGUCGUGCUGACGAUCCCGAGGAAGCGGAGAGGCACAAGAGGGUGCGAGCAGCUGACGUUCAACCGAGAGGUUUCUUUGUCGCCGGCUAAUCGCCACUUGAACACUGAAUCUGACGCCCCUGUCCCAUCAAUUGCGUUACCCGACUCUCCGGAUGCCGAAGAAAAGGCCCACAUAUCGAUAAGAGACGAAAUACACGUCAAGUCUAUCAAGCUCGUCUUCUCCGGCUACUCGCUAUACUUUGAUCCGGCUGGACGAUUCUCGGGGCUGAAGCUAGCGGACGUGACGCAAGACCUGCUCCCAACCGGCGCGAAAAUCCCGCUAGACUUUGACGAGUCAUCGCACGAUCCGCUGAAGUAUGAGAUCGAAUUCGACAUCUCUAUCCCUGGCUGCCUGCCAGCCAGCAUCCGCACUCCGUUCGGCGCAACAUUCUACACGUUGCGCUCCACUGUUCGGUACUUCAACUCGACGGAAGCGGCAAUGGCAGCGUCGUCGACGUUGACUCCCGCAGGCAUGUUCAAGCUUGCGCCUGGUUUGAACGUCUCGCCGCCGACUAGGUCCUCAUCUGCAGGUUCCGGAGAGGUGGAUACAUCCUUGGCCUCCGCCGCUCUUGAGGCCUCAGGAGGCGCAAAAAUCGCAUUGUCUUCGGCAAGGUCCCCCUCGCCCAUGCCCGCGUCCGCUAGCGCGCCUGCUGGCAUGUCUCUUCCUCUGGCGGAUCCAAAGCAGCAACCUCAAGCGCAUGCGGGGGCAUCAGAGUCACGCCAGAAGAGCAAAGGUGGUUGGUUGACCAAGCUGAUCGGCGCAUCGUCUAGCAAGUCACUCGAGCCGAGCGCCGCAAGUAACGAAAGUGCAUCCACCCCACAGAAGCACCGCAAGAUGAGGGAGAAUUCGAGAUUGCCCUCUCAUCCAACAGAUGGAAGCACGGUCACCGAAAGCCCGAUUGUUCCUAUCAUCGUUCGCAGAUGCAGGGACGUCGUGCCUAUCCCGGUGGCUCGCAUGGCGCAUGGCGAGAUGGAAGGCAUCCCAACCGAUCCUCCGCCCGCCACUCGCAACGCGCGUAGGGUCGUGCCACCUCGCAUUUCUUCGUCAUCGUCUGAGGUGCCAGCGUCCUCGAGUGAACCCGACUCUCAAGGCGCACAACGCCCCGCGACGCCAGCAGCGCCCAAUAGCAUCUCUGCAGAGGAAACGCCGGAGAUGCUGCUUCCACCAUCGCAGCCGGUCUCACUUGCACGUGCUCGGAACGACAGCCUCGCUCUCAUUCCAGGACUGGACUCAAAGCGACCUGCGCUAUACGGCCGACGCUCUUCUCUUACCGACCAAUCUUCGAAUGGACAUCUUCCGCCUCAUCCCGCUGAUGAUCGGCCUUGCCAUAGUAGCAGCAAUUCGUCUCAUGCGCCCAUGCGGCACUUUCUCCAUCGGCCUGUCUUGCACCCUCCCAUUGAGGCCGGCUGCAGUGAAGAAGGACUGCCAUUUCUGCUCACGGUAUCGGUGCCGACGUAUGUCCACACGAGCGGGCCUCAGUGUGACAUUCUGAAUUUUGGUAUUCAAGUGGAUCUGAACGAGCAUCUUGGCUGGAACAAAGUGCGGUUAUUGGGUGGUCUCCGACUGCGACACAUGGAAUUGCUGUUGACGCAAUCAGAACGACACAGCACACUGGCCUCGCGCGGUUUCUGCUUCAACUUUCCACUCCCGAACUCGCCAGAAGUGGACAUCCACGACCUUCCCUCGCUGAUCGAUCCUAUGCAUACACCGAAGAAUCAAAAUCUGUCGACUGAUGAGCUGUUGCUUCGACGUGGCUACGAUCGGACACAUGUUGAAACAUGCAAGAAGAUUAUUGCUGCGGGUCAGCAGCCAGACGGCGAAGACAAGAAUGUCGAGAUUGCCAGGACCAUUGUGAUUGGCCCUCCUUCGAUGAUGAAGAAUGAAAAUGCCGAGCAGCCUGCACACUCAAAGAAGCUCCGAAAGAAGAGCAAGCUGGCUGGCACAGGCUUCGGCAUAGAUGCUGUCGUUCAAGAGCAAGGACCGUCGUCAAGCUCCAGGGUUGGUGUACCUUCAGCAUCAGGCUCGAGCAGACUUACUCGCGAGCCAGCCUCCGAAUGCAUUGCAACCCCAGCCCGCCCGCCUGCGAUACCGCAGACAGCGAUUCCGGACACGGGCAUGCAGCCAGUGCCCCCAACCAGUGCAUCCAGGGAAGGAGAUUUGCCAGAACUAGCGGCUGCUGGGAGAUCUGCUGGCCCAAGCCUUGGUUCGGGUCAGGCUGUGGCAUCAGGCUCAAACACCUCCAGGCGAGGUAGACGCCUUGCACAAAGCGCAUGGUCUCGUUUGACGGGCCUCGCCAACGCAGUUCUAGAAGCUGGCAUGGACUCCUUCCAUGAUGAAGAAAUAGAGCGACAGAUGGGAGAGCAGUCUUUGAGGCCGCAUGCGACAUACAGCUUUACAGGCGAUGACGGGCAUGGUGUAGACUUGACAAAAGGAAGGGUCCGCAUGACCGUCAACUUGCCGCUCAUCACGUCAAGGAGCAACCCCGACCGAUCGUUCCAAGCCGCCGUGCUCAUGGCUGACUUUGAAGGACCGUUUGCUCGAGUGCGACACAAGCUUCAAGUCAAGCUUGGCUUCGGCUUUGGAGACAAGCCUCUUGGCGAAGGUGAAUGGGGCCAGGCCCUUGUCAUGUGUGUUCCAGUCCGUUUCAGUGAGCCUCCGCCGCCAGAAGUCCGCCAUCAGUUUGGUGCGACGGCCAAUCGACUGGCCGCAUCGACAUGUAGCCCCUUCAGCGUGCAUCAGACACCGAAUUUACCCGCACAGACGCCGGUUCUCCCAGCAUACACGCAGCUGUUCCGGGAAGAUGGAUCUCGCUUGGCGGAUGAAGGAGAAGACCUACCGCGUUACCCCGGCCACGCGGCGGAAAUGUCACGUCGUGGCACCAUCUCGGGCCCAUCGCCUCGGCCUGACGGACAGCCGGCUGGAGAUGCGCACUGGAGCAUGAUCACUGCCUCCGAGGUGGUCGACGACUCAAUCGACCCGGACGAGGUCGCAGCGUCCGAAGCGGCUGCAAGGGAGCAUGCACAAGAGUUCUCCGAAGAUUCAGCUCUGGAUGAGCGGGUCGACAUCGACACGGAUCUGCCGGAUGAGGAACGAGCACGCGAGGUUCAAGACGACGAGGAUACCGUCACUGUCACGCCCAUGUUCGUUUCCGCCUGUGAAGGGGCACCUUGGGGCACAACCACCCUACGCUAGCCAUUUCACAAACUGCAAAAGGUAUAGCUAUGCGCAAUG
Tilletiaria anomala UBC 951 is the source of this 5519-nucleotide messenger RNA. RefSeq lists its product as uncharacterized. NCBI's taxonomy places the organism in Eukaryota, Fungi, Basidiomycota, Exobasidiomycetes, Georgefischeriales, Tilletiariaceae. The transcript has 3 exons. The record is from RefSeq and is a predicted model, not a curated record. Bases 117 to 5480 code for a protein of 1787 amino acids.